This is a messenger RNA of Pomacea canaliculata, 5423 nucleotides long. Its product is annotated as sperm-associated antigen 1-like. The record is from RefSeq and is a predicted model, not a curated record. Gene Ontology annotation, molecular function: heat shock protein binding. Lineage: Eukaryota; Metazoa; Mollusca; Gastropoda; Architaenioglossa; Ampullariidae. Gene Ontology annotation, cellular component: mitochondrion; cytosol.
CCUCGUUUCCGACGCGAAGGCUUCUGGGACUUGGAGACGGCGAGUGACUGUCGGCGAAGACUGCAGACGCUCUGUGUGCUGGACAAAGGAUAUACCGACAGGAUUUUUAUAGUUUUGUUUUAGCACCAUGACACAGGAUCUGUACCUCAAGAGUGAGACAACGAAACGCUACGAAAUUCCAUUGACACAUCUAGACUACGAAUAUAUACGAAAUUGUUCAGAUGUUAAAGAACUUGAGAAGAUUGUAAAGAUCUUGAGGUCGGGAGAUGAGGGCUGUUAUCCGGAUCUUGAAAAACAAGCAGAGGACAGGCUACAGGAUCUUGACCCCAAAAGCCGUGUGCUCCGUAGAGAUGCCCCCGUUCUGACUCAUCGUGAUCUUAACAAGUCAGAGCUGGAUACCCUGGAAGCUGAUCUUCAGAACUGGCAGAGCAGCAUGGAGACCAGGGAGAAGGUUCUGUCUUCAGAGCAAAACAACAAAGGGAAGGAAACAGAAGAGGCCAAUGCUAAUGCUGCUCAGCCUCCUGUGCGAACUGGUGCUGUUAUCUCAGGUUCUAAAAAGGUGAAAAAUGACACAGACAUGAAAAGCAAGUCAAAUAAGAAAGUAAUGCCACGCUUUAAGGAGUGGGACAAGUUUGAUGCUGAUGGGGAAGUGGAGAAGCUAGAGAAAGAGGAGGCCAGUAAAAAAGAUGACAGUGCUAGUGCUAGGUCUGCAAACCUGGAGCCAGAAAGUAUUGUGGACAUUGUGGACACAAAAGGGAUGACUGAUGAGGAAAAAACUGUGAAAGCUAUAAGAGAGAAAGAGAAGGGAAAUGAGGCAUUCUAUUCUCAUGAUUAUGAGGAAUCCAUCUUGUACUAUUCUCGUAGCAUCUCUGUUAUACCGCUGACAGCCACCUACAACAAUCGUGCCCUGGCCUAUUUGCGGCAGUCUAGAUGGGAUGAAGCCAUCAAAGACUGCAACCAUGUGUUGCAGGAGGAGCCUAAUAAUAUUAAAGCGUUACUGCGGCGAGGCACAGCUAUGAAAGGCAAGAAAAACUGGGUCAAGGCUGAAGAAGAUGUGAGGAGAGUUCUGGAGAUAGAGUCUAACAACAAAACUGCACAGAACUUGUUGGAAGAAAUCAAAAAAGAGAUGGAAAAAGAAGCAAAAACUCGCAAAGAGAAGGGCAGACGCAUGAUAAUCAAAGAAGUUGAUAACAGUGAGGAUGAAGAUGGCAAAAGUGGAGACAUAGUUGUGGAACAGCCUUCACAAGGCAAAUGUUCUCAUGUAAAUGGAGUUCUACAUUCUGAGAAAGACACACAGAAGACAGUCAAGGUUUCGGAAGAAAAACACAAGAGUGGCACUGUGCCUGCGAAUUCUUCUUCAGAAUGUGGAGGACAGAAAGAAAUUUGGUUGGAGGAAGAGGUUGAACAGAUGAGUGAAGCUGUGAACUGUACAAGAGUUGAUGUUUCUGGGGAAGCUGGUACAGAUGUGUUAUGUGAGGCUUCAGUGAAUGUUAGUGUUCCAGACAAAGGCGAUGUAAAGGACCAACCAAAUAAACAAAACUCAGUUUGUGCAAAAACAGAAAAUUCUCAAGCAUUGUUAUCUUCAGGGCUUUCAAAUGUUGACAGCUCACAAGAUCAAACAGAUCAACAGAAUAAUGUGAGUGAGUUUAAAGAGGCUAAGGAGGUUAUAAUUGGUGAGGAUGCUGAGAAAGUGAAUCACAAAGAAUCUUCUGUAGGUGAGAUCGGAGAAGAUUCUACAAAUAAAGAGCAGGAUUCUGUUAUAGACACAGAGCGUGCAAAUGAUGGCUUGGAAAAGAAAGACAACUGUUUAGUGGAGGAAUGCCAGAAGCAACCCAUCCUAAUCCAGAAGACAUUAUCUAAAGAUAUAGCAGCCAUAAAAGAGAAGGGCAAUGACUUAUUUAGAGCUGGGCAGUUCGCAGAGGCCAUCAAUGUGUACUCUACUGUCAUUACUAAACUUCAAGAAGCACCUGGACAGGAAGUCAACAUUUCCCUGAUGUACAGCAACCGUGCAGCCUGCUAUCUUAAAACUGGUGACUGCCAAGCCUCCAUCACGGAUGCCACACAAUCACUUAACCUUGUGCCUCACAUGACUAAACCUCUGCUGCGCAGGGCAUCUGCCUAUGAGCACCUUGAGAAGUAUCGCCAGGCAUAUAUUGAUUAUAAGCAUGUGCUGAGUCUGGAUAACUCGGCCAUCCUUGCCCAUCAAGGAGCUUCUCGAUGCCAGCAUGUGCUACAGAAGCAGGAUGGAUCAAAGUGGAGAGAAAAGCUGCCACCAUUGGUAAGGGUCGACAGAUGGGAGGUUCCCAAAAUCCUAGAUGAAGAAGCUGCCAUGAGUUCAGUUCUGCCUGAACCCACUGAGCCACUCAUACUGCAUGAGACAAAUAUCCAGGAGUCUCAAGCAUCUUUUGAAGAGACAAGAGUGGCGUCCACAAAUAAGAAGACUACAAAGAGUCUCAGUUUUGAGGAGCAGUUUGAGAGUCACAAAGCUGAAGGCAACAAGCAAGUUCAAAAGGGACAAUAUGAGCAAGCCAUUGAGUGCUACAGAAAGUGCUUAGACCUUUUCAGCAACAAGGCUGUAAUCUACACCAACCGAGCUCUCUGUUUUUUGAAAAUAGAUAAGGCACAAGAAGCAGAAGAAGAUUGUAAUGCUGCUUUGAAGCUUGAAGAUAACAAUUCUAAGGCGUACUAUCGUCGAGCACUGGCACGAAAAAUGAAAGGCCAGUACAGAGAGUGUCUUCAAGACUUGCUAAAGCUGCUACAGCUAGAACCUUCCAACACAGCAGCCAAACGGGAAACAGAGAUUGUGAAAGGUUUAUACAAGGAGGAAUAUGAGAAGCUGAAGAGAGAGUCAUCUCAGACAAAGAGAAACAUUACGCAGGCUGAGAAAAAGAGGACAAGAGUUCAGAUAGAGGAAGUUGAUGACUCGGAUGAUGAGAAGGAAACACCAGCAAAUAUUGAAUCCAAGCCAAACAGCCAUCCGACCCUUCCACACACAGAAGUCUCUAAAGGAAGUCCACAGUUACCAGUUUCUGCACAGCCACUAGCAUCAGAGAUGCACAGCAGAUCCAAAACAGGUGAUGGAACCAAAAAGGUAGGAAGAGGAAAAUCCAAGGCAUCUGCAGUGAAACAGACUGGAUUAGGGCUGCCGGUUACCCCUACUCCCAGGACAACAGAGGGAAAGAUAACUCCAUAUGAAUUCAUUCAGCAGUGGAAUUCUCUGAAGCAGACCAAAGACAUUAAAGUCUAUGCCCAGCUGCUGAAGCAAAUUGCACCAGAGGAUCUCCCGAAAGUUAUCAGCAACAACCUGGAUGGGAAUAUAUUACAGACGGUUAUGCAGUGUGCUGCACAAGAUGCAAGGACAGGUGAGGUGGAUCAUGCAUACAAGGUUUUGUCCUAUCUGCGACAGGUUCCAAGAUUUGCAACUGUUGUAUUGUUCCUCUCCAAUAAAGAUAAAGAAGAAGUUAGCCAAAUUUUGGAUAUAGUUUCUGGCCAAGGAAUCUACCCCCAAGAAGAUGUGGCAUCGAUCAAAAAAGACUUUGGAAUCAAAUGUCUUUGACUUGUCGAGCGGUAGAUGCUGUUCAUGGUGAUGUGGUGCUGUAUGAACAGAUCAUGCUGCAUGUAUUCGACUGUUUACUUCAGAUUUUUGCUGAGGAUUUUUUUUAUUAUUAUUUUGUCUUCUUCAGAUGCAGAAGUGGCUGCAGUGUAAUAUUUCAGAGAAAGUAAUGUUGUGAAGUUUAGGAGAAAGGGUACUUAUUGGUUAAUGUUGAUGUAAUUUUGUUGUUUGAAAAUCCAGAAUUGAUAACAAAGUUAAUCAGAGGGAGAAACCUGAAGAGACACACAGAAAAGUUUUAGGGAGACAAGUUAGUUCUAUGGCUGAUUAUCUUCGAAGAUAUUUGAAAUGGGCAGAGAAGAGUCUUUUGCUAGCAGCAAAGAAAAGCCCAUAUAUUUUGUAGGAUCAUCCUCUCUCCAUGACUUACAGAAAGAAGUGUGAAACAGUCUAAAGUCCAAGGUUUGGGUGAAGUUUUAACCUAAGGACUCGUAUAUAAAAGCACAGAGACCAUAUAUGUAACUCAAUGUUGCUUUUAAGCAGCAUAUAUGUGCACAAACUAGGGCAGCAAUGUUUGUAGCAUAAUCUUUUUCAGGUGCAUUUUUUUUAAAGGGGCGUCGGUGGGUUGCAGGAAUUAGUAUUAGAUCACUUUUAUGAGAUUUUCUAGUAUGAAAAAGAAAAGAAAUAAUCUUGUCAUUAUUGUGAUAAGCAUGUUGAAAUACUUUAAAUCACUUGCAUUGUAUUGCAAUCCUGUGUGUUCCAGCUUGCAAAUGAUUGUUUUUGAUAGCCAUUUAGUCCAUUCCUUCCUUCAGCAAGCAGCAGAAUGAGGGCUAAAGAUAGUAUUCUAUGUUGCAAAGUAAUCAAGAAGACCAGGCCAUAUAUACAAUGGUCUAACUUUCUAGUCUUGAUCACCCAAAUCAUUCAGCAACAUGAAGCUGUUGCGCAGCAUUGUUUUCCAUUUACCUAGUAAUUCCAGUUGUGAUACAACCAGUUUUUUUGUUGUUUUCAUUGAAAAAACUGGCUUCAGAGUUUAAUAAGUAUUGAUUGCAUGUGAGUGGUCUGUCAUUGCAGAAGGGAAUCAGUUGCGCUAUACUCACCUUCUCCAGGUUGUUUGGUUUAAGUGGUUAUUUUUCAGGUUUCUUUCUCUUUUUGAAUAUAUUUUCUUAGCAAGGCAUCGCAACACCCACCUCAAAGCUCUAUCCAAAAACUCAUUUUGUGUGCUACCCAUGACAUAAAAAGUGCCAAGCCUUAGUAAAUUAAGCAGGCUAAAAAAAAAAAGAGCAAUAUUUGUGCAGUCUGUGACAUUCAUCUAUGAGUUGAACAAACAUUUUACAAACAUUGAAAAUACUGCCAUUUUGCCGUCUGAUGUUCCCUAAAUAAAACCAUUCACCUCUUUUUGCUGAGAUUACCAGGGUAUGUGUGGUUUGUUAGCAAGUUUGACAAUUCAUUGGGUUUGGCCAGUUGCAUUUAUGUUUGUUUUCUUCCUCUGUGAUCAGUUUUGACAGCAGUCCCCCAGUGUUGUGUUCUGUCCUAUUAGGAAUAUCCAGUCUGGCACAGAUCACUUGAUCCAGUUCUUAAGGUGAAAUAAAACACAGCUUGUAUGUUGACCUUUGUGAACUACCUAAGUCUUUCUUUGGAUGAGCAGUAAAUGUGAAUCACUGGCCAGGUUUUGUUAUGCGAGUGCUUGCAUCUCCCGUGAAACUGUUUCACUGAUGAUUUACCACACCUUCUGCUGAUUUUGUUUUCAAAACUGUAAUUUUAGACAUUUUUCAUCUUAUAAGAUGUGGUUGCAUUAACAACCAGAGUGGUGAUAACUUUGUCUAUUUAUAAUUACUUUUUGUAAAGAAUAUGUGCUUAAAAUAUUGUUUCACAAUCA